Trichobilharzia szidati is the source of this 671-nucleotide messenger RNA. NCBI's taxonomy places the organism in Eukaryota, Metazoa, Platyhelminthes, Trematoda, Strigeidida, Schistosomatidae. The record is from the annotation of a GenBank genome assembly.
AAUGAAAUGAACAUCUCUAGUGUAAUCCAUGAGGUUGGAGAAAGUCUGGGAUAAAGAGUUAGCAGAAGAAGGAGAACACGAGAAGACAAUGAGCAGAUCUGAAAAAGGUGAAACUAUGAAUUUAUCCACUGCUGAAACACGUGGAUUACACAAACUUGAUUACAAGGAACUAGCCGCCAGAGUGUCUAAUAUGCCAAUUCAUACAAGAAAACAAUUAGCUGAAAGAGAAAAAGACAAAGGGAAUGAAUGCUUUAAAUCAGGUGAUUUUGUUGAAGCAUUGAACUAUUACAAACGUAGUCUUAUCAUCUAUGAAACAAGUGCUGUAUACAAUAAUCGAGCAUUAGUGUACUUACGACAGAAACAAUGGAAUCUAGCAGUGAAUGACUGUACAAAAGUGUUGAAAUCUGAACCGGAUAAUUUAAAAGCUUUAUUUAGACGUGGACAAGCAAAUUAUGAAUUACAUAAUCUAGGAGAGGCUGAAAAAGAUUUAGAAAGACUUACUGAUCAAGAUCCAACAAACUUUAAAGCUCAGGUUUGUUUAAAUUCAUUCUUCUUUGUUGCUUGUUUAAAUAGUUCAGUUUUUUAAUUUGAUUGAAGUUAUAACCACCUUCUGUUAUAUAUUGAUCCAAGAAUACAGUUUCGGCAUUGUGGUAGUGUAUAACUCCGUAGUG